Varanus komodoensis (Komodo dragon) is the source of this 2799-nucleotide messenger RNA. RefSeq names its product G protein-coupled receptor class C group 6 member A (gene GPRC6A). The record is from RefSeq and is a predicted model, not a curated record. The transcript is spliced from 6 exons. Gene Ontology annotation, biological process: G protein-coupled receptor signaling pathway. Gene Ontology annotation, cellular component: membrane. Lineage: Eukaryota; Metazoa; Chordata; Lepidosauria; Squamata; Varanidae. The coding region runs from base 1 to 2799 and encodes 932 amino acids. Gene Ontology annotation, molecular function: G protein-coupled receptor activity.
AUGGCAAUAUUUGGCUUCUCGCUGCCUGUCUUCCUGAUUUGCUUUCAUCUCGGUCAGUGCUGCUGGAGUCCUGAUGACUUUGUGGGUGCCAGCUCUCCCGGAGAUAUUGUCAUCGGAGGCUUGUUUGCAAUUCAUAGCAAAAUGUUGCAUUCCGAAGAAAAGCCCCUGAAACCUGUGAUUGGCAAUUGUGCUGGCUUUGAAGUCCAAGUGUUUCUCCAGAGCCUUGCAAUGGUGCACGCUAUUGAAACCAUCAACAACUCAACACUCUUACCUGGAAUUAAGCUGGGCUAUGAAAUCUACGACACUUGUGCAGAGGUCACCAGAGCAAUGGCCGCUGCUCUGCGCUUCCUCUCCCAGUUCAAUGCUUCCAAAGACCUAGUGGAAUUCAGGUGUAACUAUUCAGACUAUACACCCAGAGUAAAAGCUGUUAUAGGCGCCACCUAUUCAGAAGUGUCCAUGUCCGUUGCACGGAUACUGAAUUUGCAGCUAAUACCACAGGUGAGUCACGCGGCCACGGCAGAAAUCCUUAGUGAUAAAGUCCGCUUCCCCUCUUUCCUGCGCACGGUGCCCAGUGAUUCCUAUCAGACCAAGGCCAUGGCACGGCUGAUCCACAGGUCAGGGUGGAACUGGAUCGGCAUCAUCGCCACGGACGAUGACUUUGGGCGCCUUGCCGUGGAGAGCUUUGGCUUGCAGGCCAUGGCAAACAACGUCUGCAUCGCGUUUAAAGAAAUGCUGCCAGCUUAUCUCUCGGACAGCACCAUUCAUGGCAAAAUUAAUCAAGCCCUUGAGAAGAUUGUCAAGGAAACCAGGGUAAAUGUCAUUGUUGUCUUUCUGAGGCAAUUCCACGUAAUGAGACUUUUCAGAAAAGCAAUUGAAAGGAACAUAAAUAAGACCUGGAUUGCAAGUGAUAACUGGUCAGCAGCUGUCAAGAUUAGCACUAUUCCAAAUAUCAGUCGCCUGGGGAAAGUAGUUGGAUUUACAUUCAAAAGUGGCAACAUGUCAUCUUUCCACAAGUUCUUGAGCAAUCUACAUGCAACCCCGACUGGAAACAACACGUUCUCAAGGGAAUACACCAUGCUCAUGUCAACAUGCUCACAUAUAAAUGAUCAGGAUCUGAGCAAGUGCAUUUCUAAUUAUUCUGUCGAGAGAUUGCUACAAAACUGCACUAGACCAAACAGCCAGCUUUGGAGGGAGGAAUUUCUCAUUGCCAAUAUCGAGCCAGGAUUUAUCCACAGCACUAUGCUUGCUGUCCGUGCAAUUGCAAAUGCCAUUCGGAAUCGAUGCAAGGACAGAAACUGCGAAGACCCAUAUGCCUUUGCCCCCUGGGAGUUGCUGGAGGAGCUUAAGGAAAUCCGUUUCACUGAUAAUGAAAGGGAAGUCUAUUUUGACUCUCAAGGAGACAUCACUACAGGCUAUGACGUUCUACUCUGGAAAGAAAUCGAUGGGCGGAUGGUGAUUACCAAUAUGGCAGAAUAUGAUCUAGAGAAAGAUGACUUCAUUUUUGCAGACAAGGAAGAUGAAAUUGAAUUCAUGAACCUAAAGAAUGUCCAGUCCAAAUGCUCCAGGAAAUGCCGUCCGGGACAGGUGAAGAAAGUUUCUGCAAGCCCACAUACCUGCUGCUAUGAGUGUAUAAGCUGCCCAGAAAACUACUACACUAACCAAUCAGAUAUGGAUUACUGCAUUUUGUGCAACAACAGAACCCACUGGGCUCCUGUGAACAGUUCGACGUGCUACCGGAAGAUGGUUCAGUACCUCAACUGGAAUGACUGGUUUGCUGUUCUGUUACUGGUUCUCUCUGCUCUCGGGAUUGUGCUGAUUUGUGCUAUUAUCAUAAUAUUUACCAGAAACGUGGACACUCCGGUCGUGAAGGCAUCGGGUGGCUUGACCGUGUGCUACGUCAUCCUGCUCUGUCACUUCCUCACAUUCGUCAGCACGGGCUUUUUCAUCGGCAGGCCCAAACCUUACAAGUGCAAAACCCGGCAGGCUCUCUUUGGCAUAAGCUUUGCUCUCUGUGUUUCAUGCAUUUUGAUCAAGUCCCUGAAAAUUUUGCUGGCCUUCAGUUUUGAUCCCAAGUUACAAAAAUUACUGAAGAGCCUCUACAAGCCUGUUCCCAUUGUGUCUCUUUGCACUGGGGUUCAGGUCUUGAUCUGUACCGUCUGGAUCACGGUCCGAAGCCCUUUUGUGGAGGAGAACUUCUCCAUUCGGAGAGUUAUCAUCCUGGAAUGCAAUGAGGGUUCAGCAGUGGCCUUGGGGAUCAUGUUGGGAUAUAUAGCACUUUUGGCCUUCAUAUGCUUUAUAUGUGCCUUUAAGGGCAGAAAACUCCCUGAGAACUACAAUGAAGCCAAAUUCAUAACCUUUGGCAUGCUCAUCUACUUCAUUGCCUGGAUUAUCUUUAUCCCUGUCUACACGACGACGUUUGGCAAAUACUUGCCAGCUGUCGAAAUCAUUGUCAUUCUAAUAUCCAACUAUGGGAUCCUGUGCUGCACAUUCUUCCCAAAGUGCUAUAUCAUCCUGUAUAAGCAAGAAGCAAAUACCAAAUCGGCCUUCCUGAAAAUGCUUUACAACUAUUCGUCCAAGAGUGCCGGGAGCCUCAGUGUCAACCAAGGUUCUUUGGACUCUAAGAAUGCGACCCCUCCGGCUUCCAGCACAGAUGCUUGCUGUAAUACGAUGGGUGAGAAAAACUGGGUGAAUGGUAGCUGCCAUUUCCAAGCAUCUGCAUACAGGGAGGUCAGAGGGGAAGUACAGCCCAUGAACAUCACAGAGCCUGCCAUACCAAGGAGAAGACUUUCUAGCAUAUGA